Odobenus rosmarus divergens (Pacific walrus) is the source of this 332-nucleotide messenger RNA. RefSeq lists its product as uncharacterized. The transcript has a single exon. The record is from RefSeq and is a predicted model, not a curated record. Lineage: Eukaryota; Metazoa; Chordata; Mammalia; Carnivora; Odobenidae. The coding region runs from base 97 to 303 and encodes 68 amino acids.
GAGGAAGCUCUGUGCCUGGAAAGGACCCGCCGCCAUCUCAGGUCUCGGCCUCGCCGGGCCCACUAGAGAGAGCUGACGCCCAGUCCUAUAAUCCUUAUGGGGGACCAACCUUGUGCCUCCGGGAGAUCCACACUCCCACCUGGAAAUACCCGGGAAACCAGGCCUCCAAAAAAGCGCUGCCUCCUAGCUCCACGGUGGGAUUAUCCAGAAGGAACCCCCAACGGAGGUAGUAACCCUCUUCCCUCCGCACCUUCUCCUGCAUCACCGGGCCUGAAAUCGCACCCUCCUCCUCCGGAGAAGUAGUAGAAUAUACUUCUCCCACCCCAAACCAG